AUGGCGUCGCAGCAAAUGGACGAGAAGGUGGUUGCGCCUCACGGCACUGCCAUAACGCAGCAAUUCGCUGAGGGCAUUCCUCCGCUGGAGCAGCCCGUUGUCGCCGAUGUCAAGGAUGAUGUCAAGGACGGGCUCAAGGUCGACAUCGAGGAGGAGCCUCAGGAGCUUGAUCUCUACAGCCCUCUGCCCAUGGACCCCAACCUACCCGUGGAAUAUGCCGCUCUGUCCCUGCGGGCGGUCCUCACUGGUUGUAUUCUCGGAUGCCUGGUCAAUGCUUCCAAUUUGUACCUGGGUCUCAAGACUGGUUUCACUUUCACGGCGAACAUGUUCGGAGCCAUUUUCGGCUACGGCAUCGUCAAGCUGAUUUCCAAGAGCGCCGGCAACCUUCCGUGGAUCGGCGGCACCUUUGGUCCCCAAGAGAACUCCAUCGUCCAGGCCGCUGCCACCGGUGCCGGUGGUAUCGCUGGUAUUUUCGUCGCUGGUAUCCCCGCCAUGUACCGCCUCGAUCUUCUGAGCAACAACCCCAAGGACGAUCUCGGUCGCAUCUACACUCUGACCAUCGUCUGCUCCUUCCUGGGUCUCUUCUUCGUCACCCCGCUACGAAAGUUCUUCGUCGUCCGUGUCGCGCGCGAGCUCAGGCUCAUGUUCCCCACCGCCACCGCCACCGCGCUCACCAUCCGCUCCAUGCACGCCGGUGUCGCUGGAGGCAUCGAGGCCAUGAAGAAGCUCAAGGCGCUGGGCAUUGCCUUCGCUGCCGCCCUCUGCCACCGCGUCGCCUCCUACUACGCUGUUGGCAUCCUCUAUGACUGGCACGUCUUCACCUGGAUCCACAUCUGGUCCAACUACACCUCGUGGGCCAUGAACAUCGAGUCCUGGGGCUGGUACAUUGAGAUUACGCCUGCCUUCAUUGGCUCGGGUAUCCUCAUUGGUAUGAACUCGGCUCUCUCCAUGUUUGGCGGAUCCUUCCUCGCCUGGGGAGUCAUCGGGCCUCUCCUGGUGCACUACGGCACGUGCAUCGGUAUCCAGCAGUACCCGGAUGACCCGCACUGGGACAGCUACUACAACUUUGCCAGUCUCGCCAAGCUUGCGACGCGGACCCCUUCGCCCCGUUACUGGCUGCUCUGGCCUGGUGUCAUGAUCAUGGUCUGCUCGUCCAUGGCAGAGCUCUUCAUCCAGUACAAGGUCAUCUGGAUCGGUCUCAAGUCGGUGUGGCACCAGAUCUGCGUUGGCAUCAACACCAUCCUGGUCAAGCGCAACAAGGUCUCCCCGUACUUUGCCAGGCACGCUGAGGAAGAGGUCAGGAACGACGAGACCGUCAAGGACCCCGCCCCUCCAGAGCAGCAGGUCAAGGACUGGAUCUGGAUGGUUGGUCUGGUCGUCUCCGUUAUCCUUGCUAUCCUCAUCUUCCACUUCCAGUGGGACAUGAACCCCGGCAUGACCAUCCUUGCCUGCAUUCUCGCCUUCAUUUUCUCCUUCCUCGCCAUCCAGAUCGGUGCUGUCACCGACCAGACUCCUCUGACCGCUGCUUCCAAGGCUUCGCAGCUGGUAUUUGGUGGUGUUACCCAGGGCUCGCACUACCCCAUGAAGAAGGCCCAGACCAUCAACUUGAUCGCCGGUGGUCUUGCCUCUGGCGGUGCCGAUGUCGCCACCAACUUGACUGCCGACUUCCGCACCGGUUUCCUCAUCGGCACCUCCCCCAUCCAGCAGUGGAUCGCCCAGGCCAUUGGCACCUUCUGCGCCGUCUGGCUCGCCCCGGCCAUGUUCGUCCUCUUCACCUCGGCCUAUCCCUGCAUCAUCCACAUCAAUGACGACGAGAAGUGCGCCUUCGCGGCCCCCUCCGUCUCGGCCUGGCAGGCCGUCGCCGAGGCCGUCACCGACCCCCGCGUCAAGAUCCCCUGGUCGGCCGGCAUCUUCGCCAUCGUCAUGGGCGUCUUCUCCAUCAUCCAGGUCAUCUUCCGCCACUACUACCUCGUCGGACCCCGCGAGAAGUACCGCCAGUACCUGCCCAACUGGGGCGCCAUCGCCCUGUCCUUUGUGCUGCCCAACCCGGUCUUUACGAAUGCUGCGCUCAUUGGCGCCAUCAUUUCUAAGGUCUGGAAGACGUGGAGGCACAGGUCCUGGGAGAUCUACGCCUAUGCCAUCGCCGCUGGUCUGAUCGCUGGUGAGGGCAUGGGCGGCGUCGUCGGCGCCAUCCUGCAGCUGACUGGUGUCUCCGGUGACAUUCUCGGUACGAAUCUGGGAUGCCCCAACCUGUCGUGUUAA
Messenger RNA from Thyridium curvatum, 2262 nucleotides. RefSeq lists its product as uncharacterized. NCBI's taxonomy places the organism in Eukaryota, Fungi, Ascomycota, Sordariomycetes, Thyridiales, Thyridiaceae. Bases 1 to 2262 code for a protein of 753 amino acids. Gene Ontology annotation, molecular function: oligopeptide transmembrane transporter activity. The transcript has 2 exons. Gene Ontology annotation, cellular component: fungal-type vacuole membrane. The record is from RefSeq and is a predicted model, not a curated record.